Plasmodium knowlesi strain H is the source of this 2250-nucleotide messenger RNA. RefSeq names its product DNA (cytosine-5)-methyltransferase, putative. Lineage: Eukaryota; Apicomplexa; Aconoidasida; Haemosporida; Plasmodiidae. Gene Ontology annotation, molecular function: methyltransferase activity. Bases 1 to 2250 code for a protein of 749 amino acids. The record is from RefSeq and is a predicted model, not a curated record. The transcript has a single exon.
AUGGAAAACAUAAAAGUGUUAGACCUCUAUAGUGGAAUAGGGGGGUUACAUUACAGCAUGCUACAGGCCCUAAUAAAUUGCGUCCACGAGAGGACAGAAAAAGGUACCCUCAAAGGGGAAACUGGAAAAGAGCAUGCUCACAACUGUGGCAACCUUUUCAAUGACACAUUUCGGUUCAUAUCGAUAGAUCUUAAUUACCUAGCGAAUCAAACACACUACCACAACUUCGAGAAAAAUUCGAUCUACCUAACGGAAAAAAAAUAUAUCGACAAAUUUUUUAAAGAGUGUCAAGAAAAGCGGCGCAAUCAUGGGGGAAGGACCCCCGAAGGUAGGCAUAACGCAGAAAGGAACAACAUCAAAGAGGUUCCCUUCGUUGAGGAUAAAAACUACAUCCUUCAAACGGAUAUAAACAACCUGGACGCGCAGUUUCUCGAUUACCACAAAUUCUUCAUUCUGCUAAUAUCGAACCCAUGUCAGCCCUACACCAGACAGAACAAGAAAUUUCAGCAAAUCAAUUUGGAUGAGUUGUUCAGAAAGUACGCCUACAGCACAACAGGGGAAUCCUCCGUGGAGGAAAAAAAAAAGGAAAAAGGAAGUUUUCCCUCUUCCAUAGACAAAAUGGGCCAUAUAAAUAAUUUGUUCACCCCAACGUGUGGCGCGAAUGUAAACAGUGAUACAGAUGAUAAGGUCCACUUGGUCACCGAAAAGUGUAACGUUGUAGGAGGCAUCCCCUUCAAAUGGGAAAAUAAAAAAAACGUCUACGAUCAAGUAAUUCUGGAAACUCUCCAAGGAGGAGACCAGUUCCAUGUGGAUAAACUAAACCUAGACGAAGCCUUAAGAUCGCUAGAAAUCGAAAAGGACGAACGAUCGAGAAGUUUCAUUCACAUUUGCAAUUUGCUGAAAAAUGUAAAGGAAGAAAAUUUACCAAAAUAUAUUUUUAUUGAGAAUGUCAGAAAUUUUGAAUUAUCUACUUCCUUUUUUUAUUUCAUAAAUUCAGUUAAGGAGAAUUAUAAUUUCCAGACGUAUCUUCUAUCCCCCCUGCAAUAUGGCAUACCGAAUGAGCGUCUUCGUUUCUAUUGUAUAUGUAGGAGGAAACACAAGUUGGCUGAUCUCACAUCAGGGGAAAGCUUCACCAGUGGAUGGACAACUUCACUAUACAGCAAUUCGCUUAUGCCAGCCAAGUGCAUUAUGCCCGCAUUUGAAAACAACGCCAAUUUUAGGCCUUCUCAAAGGUACUCUUUUUACACCCCCAGCUUAGCUACAUUUUUGGAUCAUAAUGAAAAGUACGAAAUAACGUGCAACACAAAUGAAGAAAUAAAUUUAACUAAUGGGACAUUGGAGGAAUACCAAGUUUCGAACAGUACCUUGGAAAAAUGUUCAUCCUUCUGUUUUGACAUGAUCGAUAUUAACCGAAAUGGAAAUGUGUGUUGCUUCGAGGGGGGCCGUUACUAUGUUGAGAAAAGUGAAACCAUAAAGGAUCUCCCAAAUGAGAAAAACUUGAAGGACUUGAUUAACUCAAACAAUUUGCAUUCCAUGUGCUUCACGUCUAAUUAUGGGAGAUAUAUUAACGGAUCCGGCUCGGUACUCUACUUCUCCAGAUGCAGAAGGGGAUCCCCCUCAAGUGGCACAGAAAGGGGAUACGAGAAUACACAGAAUGAGCAUAUGGGAAAAGCCCGCAUGGGAGACCACCCCUCGCGCGAUAACUCCUGCAGGGACUACUUCCCUCGUGACUACUUUUCCCAGGGAGAAAUAAUCGAGGAAAUGAGCAAAUAUAAAAACAGAGUGAGGUACUUUACCCCCGUAGAGAUAUGCAGACUGAUGGGUUAUAAGAUGCACACCAGCAGACCUAAUACAGAAGAUGGCGAAAACAAAAGAAACAGAGUCGGAAAUAUCUACUGGAAUAUGGACCACAUUAACCAUAUGUGCGCCUACACUUGUAAUGUGCACUACUGUGCUAGUAGACAUAGCGACACUUGCUUGUUCAAUGGAGUUCUCCCUUUGGCACAGAAUUCCGUGAGAAAAUCACCAAAUGAUGGAGUGUGUGGCGGUGGCGAAUCUCGCGAUGGUAACUCCAAGGACGAACGCACAGCACCUUGUUCUUGCCACGAAUUUAAAUUUCCCCCAUUUCUGACAAACAGGCAAAAAUACAAAUUGGUUGGCAAUUCCGUCAACGUCACUGUAAUAUCUUUAAUUUUUCAAGCCCACGACAUUUUCGGGGACCUCCUCAAGGGGGAGAGCCUUCCUAGCUAA